Messenger RNA from Tribolium castaneum (red flour beetle), 4389 nucleotides. RefSeq names its product lines (gene lin). The record is from RefSeq and is a predicted model, not a curated record. The transcript has 3 exons. NCBI's taxonomy places the organism in Eukaryota, Metazoa, Arthropoda, Insecta, Coleoptera, Tenebrionidae. Bases 402 to 2477 code for a protein of 691 amino acids.
CAAAAACACGCCAUCUGACAAAGCAACAAAUUCCAAACUCGCCGGUGCAACAAUUUCGAAUUUGCUUCUCGUUUUGGUAUUAAAAACCCGAAUUGUUCCGCCUCAUGAAAGCAGUCUUUGCGCGACUAGCGCAGCAUAUUGUACGCAAUGGAGUUGUGUGUGUGUAUAAAUUUGGUGUUUUUUAAAAACAUUUAUUUAUUUUAGCCUAGUUUUCAAAGAAAAUUUCCACAAACCAAGUUUUCUGGCAUUAGUACCACCGCACGCAACUAAUGAAGCCUCCAGAAGGGUCCUCCGGAGUGCACGAACGCCACUCUCGAAUUAACUACUGGAUAAAAUUGUUACACAAAGUCCCCGGCGCCCAGCCGUUGUAACUCAACACCCGGCCCUUCGUCCCCGCUCUAAUGGUUCUAAGACACCAGCAGGAGAGUAAAAUGGCCUCUGAACAGCCGGUGAAGAAGAAGCUGCGACGCGGUGACAGCCCCGACGCCCCCGAUGAGCCCGAUUUCAUCCACAACGGGGUCUCCGCCCUGCACCUGACCUACCCCCCUACUGUGAACGAGGAGGAUCUCAACACCGUCAACGCGCAGUUCCAUGGGGGCAAAGUGUUCCGGACUAGUGACGUGAGUGACAGUGACAAGGACCCCCCGACUGUGGAAAACAUCACCAUACAGCCGGCCCCCGACAUCAAGCAGCAGAUGCUGGUGGACGAGGAGGAAAGUGAGACUUUUUACAGCUAUUUGGUGAAGCAGUGCCUCUGCGACAUCCCCGAGGGCGUCCUGCGCAAGCCCUUCGAGGGGCACCAGGUCGUGGGGGAGGCCGGGACCCGGCUGGCGAUGCUAAGCGAGUGGGGCACCCCCCAAGUGCUCCAGUUCCUCUCAAACGUGCAUUUGUUGUUCGAAGUUUACUUGAAACAGAACAACAACGGACACAUCUGCUCCAAAAUCGUGACGAUUUGUGACACCUUCGUACGCAACGAACACAACUUAAUCGAGCAGAUUUUAUCGCUUUGUGAGACACGGGACAAGUAUAUCAAUUAUCUGGCCGCCAAAGUGUUCAGUAGUUUUCUUAUUAUUGCCAAAACUAACAUCAACAAUGAGUGGCUCGAAACAAUUGUCGGUUUUUUAACAAUUGAAAACACCGACUAUGUCAAAAUGAACUUCGCGCUUGAAAUUAUUAAGCGAGUCGUGGAGUGGAAGAACGUCGAUAUCCACGUCCUGGAGGAGCCCCAAAGUCAGGACGUGGCCGGGAGUAGCUCCCAAAACGUGGAAAUCAACGUAAAUUGCGUGUCGGUUCCGUACAGCGAUGCCGAAAGCUACGACACUUCGGGGAUCAAGGGCUUGAUUAUUAAAAGUCUGGAAGCGAAAUGGCCAGAAUUGAUCAGUAAAAUUCAAUACUUGAUCACUCAGAACAAUUCAAUCGAAGCACAAACUUGCGUUUUGACGUUUCUGUCUCUUUGGGAAAGCACCAUUUCGGUCAAAGCCAACUUAAGUGUGAUUGACACGAAACCGUUCUACGCCCAUUUGGAGAAUUUUGUUGGGUUGCUCAACAGUAACCUACCACCAAUCAUUUGGAAGCAGUUACUGUCCCUCUUUAACGAGGUUUUGUGCUAUGGGAGCACUCUGGCAUUGCAGGACAUGCUCCCGGAGGACACGUGCCAGCUGGCCCACUUGAUCGUGCGCUACGUCAAAGACUUCCGCCUGCUCGACAGCCUGCCGUACAGGCGCUCAGAGGGCUACACUGUGAACAGCUUCGUGGGGACGAUCCCCAGCACGCAGCCGACGCAGUCCAACAUCGACAAGACUCUCUUGCAGAAGAUGACGCUCCUGGUGCUGAAGAGCGUGGCCAUCACCAUCAAGGAGACGCGCUCGGACAGCUCGGACUCCAGCGUGGGGUCGGAGGACUACGACUUCUCGCACGACAUGCAGCUGAUCGCGCGCUCGAUCCGCGACGUGCUCAAGAAGGUGGACGUCUUCAUCAAGCUCAGCUUGGAGUUUCACCCCGAAACGCCCUUCUCGAAAAUACUCAUCCAUUUGUUUAGCGAUCAAGACGAUUACAUGAUCGAGGCCAUGGUUUGUACGCUGGAUAUUAAGACGGGGAUCUCGUACCAGAACGCGUUGGCGCCCGAUUUUAUCGCGAUGCUGAAUCCGGUCCACUCGUUUAUCGAGUUUUUGAAAAUUGUUAGUCAUGAUUCGGACGUACUAUUAGAUUAUUUAGUCAGUAAUGAGACGUGUUUCUUGUUGUAUCUGUUGCGGUUCUUGAAGUAUACGAGGAGGAAUUGGGAUGUUUUUGUAAAUAGUUGUUACGAGGGCGGAGCGUCGAGGACCAAUGAGCUUGAUAAUACAAUGACGGUUUUGAUAAGACUUAAAAUGCAGAUUGAUCGACUCGUGUCGAAGGAUCUUUUUCCUUAUAAUAUUAACCCCAUUUUAAGACUGCUUGAGAUUUGCGAGAAUCUUUACGAAGGCAACGAGUACAGCUGAUAGCUUUAAUUUUUAUUCGGUUUUUUUAUGUGUAUAUAGUUGAAAGUUUCCGUGAUAUAGUACAAAACCCUCCCAUUUCUUCUAAUUUAUUUUUUUAUACAUUUUUCAAACAGGACAGACAACAUGUCCAGUUACCACGUAUUUUGCAUAAUUGGCGAUUGUGUUUUUGAUGAAAAAUUUCAUUCAACGCAUGAUAAAUAUUAUUAAUUAAAAUGAAACGAUCGCACAGAUAACGAAAGCAAAUAGUUUCAAAAUAAUUAAACUAAUGAAAUGUUUUAAUUGGGGAAAUUUCGCAACUGGGCCAAUUAUAAUUAUGAAAUUGUUAGUGUUACCCAAAAAACAUGUGUCCCUAAUCUUACAGAUGACAAAAAAUCACAAAAGCCACUGUUUUUUUAAUAACUACCAUAUUUUUUCUAAUUAACUAGCGUAAAACAAUUUAAUGCUAGUUGCAAAACAGUCACUUUAUAAUUGGUUUUCUCUUUUAAUUUCUGGGUUUUCUUGAGAUUCAAUUUGUCACUAGGGUCCAAUCUAACAGAGAAUCACACGAAAAUACAGCAAGUUUAAGGUUGAUAAAAAUAGUUAUUAAUGACACAGUUAAAGAUUAGAUCUCUCAUUGAAAUUGUAAAUAAAAUUAGCUAUUGAUUUUUUUCAAGUGAUUAAAUAAUUUAUAACAACUAAUUUUGAGAGAAAAAGCGACGUUGACAUUUCCAUAAUUUUGAAACAGCUAGUUUGAGUUCAAAGUUACCAAUAGUCCCAUAAUAAGGAAAUUCGGCCAAAAAUUUUAGUCGAAUAGACAAGAGAGUAUUAAAUAAUUCCAAUUUAUUGCUUCACUUUUAUUCAGUUUACAGCUGCUAAUACAAUAAAAUUAAUUUAAAAAAAAAUCUAGUUUUGUUUGUUUUCUUGGAAAGACGAUUUACAAAAUAACGCAAAUUCAUCUUUUAGACCAAAAUUAGGUAUUUGUGUACGAAAUUGCCAUGUUGCCAGAGUGUCAAUUGAAAAAGUCCCGAGAUAUAUCCGUAGUUUUACCAGCGACAUAUUGUAUUUCCAAAUUUUCCAUUUGCAUUUAUUGAGCAAAAAACUCGUUUGUUUUUAUGUACAUAUUUAGGAAAAAAGUAUGAAUCACUAGGAAAUUCCUGAAACGUUAUCUUGAACAAACACUCAACGUUACAUAUUUGCAUUUCUUAUUUUGCACCCAUGAAUUAUUUGUUUUGGAUGAUAAAACCUUAUUUUUGUUAGGGCAUAUGUUAAUAAAUCAAUGUUUAUCAGCAUUAAAAAUUCAAUGACCCUUUGGACAAGUUGUGGAAUUUAAUUUUCUUCCCCCGAGUGUCAAUAUAUCGGACAAAAUACGUCUACACUGGACAUGUCGAACGAUGGAAGUAAAAAAAAACACAAAUUAAAAAAUUCAACUUCGGUUCGGUUUUCCCAGACUGAUAAGUCGUUCAUAGUCUAAGAGUGCGUUUGUAUUAUCUAACACUUGUUAAAAUAGAAUUGAAAAGUCUGUAAUUAACUUAUUUCCUUUAUUUAUUCUUUCGAAUAGGUUUAUGUAACAAAUGUAAAUUGUAGUUACCUUAUUUAAGUUUUAACAGUGUAACUAAUCGCCCACUUACAAUUUGCAAUAUUAAGAGUAAGUCGCCUUGUAUUAUUUUCCAUAGUUCAAAUUAUAUGCGCCGUGAUGAGAACUUGUGCCCAUAAUAAUGUAAAAAACAAGAUGUAAUAAUUUAAUGACUUUAUUAUUUAAUUUCUAACUUAUAUAAAUAAAAGUAACGAUUGGCAGGCUCAUGAGGUCCUUCAGAGGAGUUAAAAAAGUAGUUGUAUGUAUAUAAGGUAUUGAUUAUAAUACUUUAAUAUUUUUAAAAUUGUACAUAAUGUACUAAUGUAUUUUUUUACCCAAUACAAAACGUUUUAAUAACAA